AUGGCAGCAACACAAACCGAGGCGUCCUCUUCGAGUGCCUCGCAAGCAGUGGCAAAUGUCGGCAAGAUUCUGCAACCGGAAUGGCAGAUUCCUAUCAAACAGGUCCCCGAGCCUGAGCUCAAGAUGUACAACUCGCUCACUCGCACCAAGACCCCCUUUGUGCCAAAGAAGGGCCGAACUGUCACAUGGUAUAACUGCGGUCCGACCGUCUACGAUGCAAGCCACAUGGGUCACGCACGAAACUACGUCACACAAGACAUCAUACGUCGUAUCCUCCGUGACUAUCUCGGCUAUGACGUGCACUUUGUCAUGAACAUCACCGAUGUCGACGACAAAAUUAUUAUCAAAGCGCGUCACUCGUACCUCCUCAAGCAAUUCCGCUCGCAGCAUGCUCAGCUCACCAAGCCUCUCCUCGCCACCGUACAAGAGGCAUGGUCUGCCUACUUCGUCAAGAACCUCGAACGCUUUGCUCCGCCUGUGCCGCCACAAGAGCAGCAGGGCGGAUUCGCCCAAGAAGCAAACAAAGCGAGAGCAGGAGAGGCAGGAUUUGAAGAGAUCGCGCGACUCCGCCAGGAUCCUGCGUGGCUCAAAGCUGCUUCUGAAAAGGAACCCAAGUUUGGCAUGUGGUUUGCCGCCCUUGACAAGUCGCGUCAAGCUCAGGUGGCUGCCGCCAUGUCGCUCGCUGCUGCCGAUACUUCCGGCCAAGCUGCUUCCGAUCUCAUCGAUGCCUCCCAAGAUGUUCUCGCCGUUUUUCUGGAUAAUCAAUUCGGCAGCACCGUCACUGAUCCUGCCAUCUUUCGCGACACUGCUGCUUACUGGGAGGCGGAAUACUUCAACGACAUGAAGCGACUCCAUGUCGAACCUCCCACCACGCUCACACGCGUCAGCGAAUACGUCCCCGAGAUUGUCACGUUCGUGCAGCAGAUCAUCGAUCGUGGCUUCGCUUACGCGGAGGGUGUCGACCAGAACAAGAAAAACGUAUGGUUUGACACACGCGCCUUUGACGGUGCAAAGAGUCAGGAUGGCAGCUUCCAGCAUUCUUACGCCAAGUUGCAGCCAUGGUCUAAGGGCAAUCGCGAGCUCCUUGAGGAAGGCGAGGGCUCCUUGUCGACCUCGACAGCUGCUACCGCAGGCAAGCGCGCGGCUUCCGACUUCGCGCUUUGGAAGUCAUCCAAGCCUGGUGAGCCUGCAUGGCCAUCGCCGUGGGGUCCCGGUCGUCCCGGAUGGCACAUAGAGUGCUCCGUUAUGGGCUCUGCUGUGCUCGGCGAGACCAUGGACAUCCAUUCGGGUGGUGUCGACCUCAUGUUCCCUCAUCACGACAACGAGAUUGCCCAGUCGGAAGCCCACCAUGGCUGCCGUCAGUGGGUCAACUAUUUCCUCCACACCGGUCAUCUUCACAUCGAAGGUCUUAAGAUGUCGAAGUCGCUCAAGAAUUUCAUCUCGAUCGAUGAGGCGCUUGAACGCUUCACCGCACGCCAGCUUCGCAUGUCGUUCCUCCUCCAGCCUUGGCACGGACGCAUGGAUUUCAAGCAAUCCGCUCUGGGCGAAGUCAAGAACGCCGAGUCCGCUUUCAACAACUUUUUCGUCAGUGUCAAAGCUAAAGUGGCUCAAGCAAAGGCGCUCGGCGAUGCGUAUUCAGACGGGCAGCAUCAUUAUGGUGCUGCUGAAAGGUCGUUGGUGGACAGUUUGGAGGAAGCGCAGCAUGCUUUCCGCCUGGCCAUGUGCGACUCGUUCGAUACACCCAAGGGAAUGGAGAUCCUGUUGGAUCUGGUCAGCAAGGCCAACAUCUACGAGAAAAGCCUCGAGAAGCGUGCCGAUGUUAACGUCGGUGUCCUCACUGCUGUAGCGCGCUAUGUGGGAGACAUGCUCAAGAUGCUCGGCCUCGGUGAAGGUGCUGCCCUGUCUGCCAGCCAGGAGAUUGGAUGGGGUGUAGCUGAUGAAUCGGGUGAUGUUUCUGCCGCUGUGAACAAGGAAGAGCUCCUCAUGCCCUACCUGCGUGCGCUUAGCAACUUCCGUGAUGCAGUACGCAACCUCGCACGCAGCUCCGCCCCGGCCUCCGAGUACCUCAAGCUGUCGGAUGCGCUUCGUGAUAACGACCUCGUCGACCUCGGCAUCUCUCUCGAAGACACUGAAGACGGCCAGGCGCUCGUCAAGCUCGUCCCUGCCGCCCAACUGCAAGCUGCCAAGCGCGAAAAGGAAGCAGCUGCCGCCGAGAAGGCGGCGAGAAAAGCGCAAGCUGCCGAACAGGCGAGAUUGAAAAGGUUGGAAAACUUGGAAAAGGGUCGAGUGGCUCCGGAUCAGUUGUUCAAGACGGAUGACUUCAGCGAGUGGGAUGAGAGAGGCCUGCCAACCAAGGAUAAGCAAGGCGCAGAGUUGGCAAAAAAGAGAAGGAAGAACUUGGAAAAGGACUUUGACAAGCAGACAAAGUUGCACAAGGAGUUCCUGGAGGCCAAGCAGAAGGGCGAGAUUCAGUAG
This is a messenger RNA of Mycosarcoma maydis (corn smut), 2475 nucleotides long. Its product is annotated as putative cysteinyl-tRNA synthetase. Gene Ontology annotation, biological process: cysteinyl-tRNA aminoacylation. Gene Ontology annotation, cellular component: cytoplasm. The transcript has a single exon. The coding region runs from base 1 to 2475 and encodes 824 amino acids. Gene Ontology annotation, molecular function: ATP binding; cysteine-tRNA ligase activity. NCBI's taxonomy places the organism in Eukaryota, Fungi, Basidiomycota, Ustilaginomycetes, Ustilaginales. The record is from RefSeq and is a predicted model, not a curated record.